Symbiodinium sp. CCMP2456 is the source of this 5115-nucleotide messenger RNA. NCBI's taxonomy places the organism in Eukaryota, Dinophyceae, Suessiales, Symbiodiniaceae. The record is from the annotation of a GenBank genome assembly.
AUGGAGGAAGACAUACACCUGGAAGCGAGCUCUGGCAAGAGGACUUCCGUCCCCCAGGUCGAUAAGCGAGAGGUGGCAAAUCAAGGUCAGGAUGCUUUUAGAGAAGCUGGAAAGGUGCUGGAUGUGGGAACGCAUGAUGAAUCCGUGGCACGCAGGUUGCAGCGCUCGUCCUUGCAUGCGCCUUCAAUUCAGGGUCAGCCUGUCAAGAGGCUGUCUUUGCCAUCUCAUGCAACGAGGCCUCGGCCCCAACAGUUGGAUUCGAUAGCUGCCGAACAGCCACCUGCUCACAAGGCAUGGGAAUCUGAACAGCCACCGGCGCCCAGUGCGGAAUCUGAGCAGCCACCAGCGCAGAGUGCGGAAUCUGAGCAGCCACCGGCGCAGAGUGCGGAAUCUGCACUCGUGGCACGCCUGGUUGGACGUGGCUUGGCGAACGAGGCCUCGUCUUCUCUGCGGGAAGAGAGGACCCAAGUGGACCAAAUCAAGGAGUUGGGUUCAGGGCGCACCUCCUUGGAGGCCUCCUCUUCGCCACCGACGCAGUUGCUGCCAACCCCGCGGCAGUUUUCGAACGCAGAGGGCCAAGAUGAGCAAAGCCUCGACACUCGCCAGCCGAAAGCUGAUGCCUCUAUCGCGCCACUCUCACAGAGCCAGCGCCAACGAGAUCUCCAGGGGAGCAUCAAAGGGCCCAAAGUCGCCCCGGAACCUCAAGUAGACCAGGCCAUGGUCCGGGCUGCUCUGGUUCUGCAGCGCUACGUGCGACUGAAGAACUACCGCUGGUUCCUGCUGGGCCGUCGUGGGCCCUCGCCGGUGCAGCUGCCACCUCAUCCAGGUGACACGCGGCAGAUACCGGUUGGUUCUCGGCCGGGUCGAGACCCUGCGACAGCGUGGCAUCAGUGCCUACAGCUCGCGAGGGAGGGCAGAGGCAGAGGAGCUGGCAGCUCGGAAGAGGAGGCCGCAGUCGAUGAUGACUUGACCAAGAGGCGGGCGACCACAGCACUGGGCUAUGUGAGCGAGGUCGGCCGCUUUGCGGCAGCGGCUCGCGCUGCAGCAGUGCUGGUUAUCCACGAGGUGAUGUUGCACCCGUACGGUAUGGACACGGGGAAACACCGGAGGCAUCACUUGCCAGAGGAGGAAGGACAAACUGUGCCACGGCUGAUCUCAAAAGAUGAUGUGCUGUGGCCUCUCUUGCGUCCGCGCUUCGACGGCGACCGUGUCUUUGUGCAUGACUCUAUGGUCCUCACCGUUGUCGGGGGCUCCACCCAUGAGCGAUCUCAAGAGUUCGCAUGGCGUUUGUAUCAGCACGACCUGAAAGGACUCCAGGCGCUUGCGGACGCCAUGGCCGCCAGUGGCUGCGAGUCCCCCUUUUCAUUGCCCGUGGCCGUGCUUGUGGACUACUUGGGCUUCCGAGUGGUCUGUAGGCCGAAGGUUGUGGCGUUGGGUGAUCCGCCCGCUGAACUUGUCCUGGGGCCCCUUGCAGAGGCAGAGGUGGCCUACGGUGCGCCUGGGGACCUUCCAGAGCUGUGGCGGGAGGCCAGCAACGCCGCUGCUGCCCAGCAGGAGGAGACCAGGAAUCCGACAGCUUAUCCUGGCGAUUCUGCGGAAAGUAUCUGGCGCCAGCAGCUGCAGCUCCGCAGCCAGAGCCAGUUUGCCAGUCUCGUGCUGCACGAAUGGGACCGUCGGCAUCCACAACUCCGGAGUGAUCUGGGCCAGAUAGCGGGGAUGCUCGGCCUGCAGGGCUAUCCCGUGUGCUUGAUGAGCGAUCUGCCAAAGUCCUUAGCAAGCACAGCCUUGCUGAGACUGCGCUCGCACUCGCAUGUCUCAGGGAAGGACGAGGCCGAGGCGGAGGCCGAGGUGGAGGCGGAAGAGCUUCAUUUCCGGAGCCCUGCAGAGCUGAUGCCACCGGAGAUCCUACCAGACACCGACCCAAGCAUCUCCCGCAUCGUGGAUCCGGUGAAGCGACUUCGCCGCGAGGCGCUCUGGUCUCUGGGUGUUCCACCGAUUCCGCCCACGCAUGCAGUCACGGCGGCCGCGAAUUCUGGGCAAGCUGGCGGGAGUCAAGCCUUGAAGGAGCUGACUUCGCGCGCUGAGUUGGAGCUUCCGCAACAGCUCUUGGAGAGGAUCAGCUCCGAGGGACCGCCCUUGGACAGCCAAGGCUGGACCGAUAUCUUGCAUGCAUCAGGUGUGAACAUUCGUCACAUGUCUCGAGUGGCUGUGCUGGCCAGUACGUCCUCGGCGGCGGCUUUGCAUCGCGAGGCUUUGGCCAGGAGUGCGAAGUGGCUGCUUCGCAGGCGGCUUUGGGCAAAGAAGCCCUGGGCGCCGGUAGCACCACAGCGCUCCGAGGACGUGCAUAUCGGCCCGGAGCGUGUGGCCACGAUGCAAGCGGUUAAGAUCUUCAACCAGGUGUUGGGCUCGGGCACGGAGACCGCCGAGUUUUGGGACCGAGAGCUAGUACCAGAAACUACGCGCCGCUUCGGAUUUGAAAGUGCGUCCCUUUCGAGACACAGAGUAAAGCUCCACGCGCUAUUCCGAGCAAUGGAGCAUCAUUGCCGGGUGAAGUUUGCGUCCUCUGCACACCGUGCUCACUUGAAUUCACCUGGAUACCCGGAGCCGUUCAACGAGGGAGAUCUCGUCACCUUCGAGUCGGAAGCUUUGCAGCCUCACUUUCCACACUUCGCUGCAGUCAAGGAUCUUUGGCAGCAGCGCCUGCAGCAAUACCAUGCAGUGGAUGAAGAAACUCGGCGCCUCCGCGAUCACCUGAUAAAGGAGCCCUCUUUCUGUGGCUUUCUGCCCGGCGUCCGCAUCAUCUGUGCUCGAGGGGAGGAGUGGUCUGCUGCUGUGUCGGCACCCACACGACAUACGCGCGACGGUCGAUGGGAUCGCGUCUUUCAGGUGCUAAAGCUGCAGCUCACCUUCUCGCGAGCGCUGGGCGAGGCCCCUGCUGCCACAGGCGCAAUUCUGCAGGGCAUCGCCGUGGCGCUGCUUGAGAUGGCGAAGAAAACUUCUAAGCCCGUGGAUGAUCCCGAUAGCGUUGAUGAGAUGGCAGCUGAGGUGAUGAUGAAGACCGGGCCGACCGUAGACAAAACACGCUUGAAGCAAGCCUUGUGGGCUGCAGACUCCGCGACGCAAAUGUUGCCCAGUUUGCUCUCCGCGUGGUGGGCGCAGCUCGCUGCUUUCGAAGCCGAGUGGCUGUUGGACAAACAUGUCGAAGCGCAUGCCCGCUUGCAGAGGCUCCAGAUGGAAUGGGAGAGGCUUUCACCGGAUCAGCCCGUGCUAAUGCUCCGCUUGGAAGGAACGGCUGCGAGGCUCUAUGCUCAACAGGGAGACUGGUCCGCGGCUGCGCUGCACACGGAGAAGUGCUGUAGUCUCGCCGAGCGUGCCUUUGGCCGGGCGCACCCUGCCUCUGUUGCUCUGAGAGCACGGCUCGGGGAUGCUUGGUCGCGCCGGGAGGAUUGGGACAAAGCCACCGCAGCGUUCCAGGAGGCAUAUUCCGUUGCCCAGGUUGCCAGUGACCAAAGGACCACUGGCCGGUUGGCCUUCGAGCUGGCACAGGUCUUGUACUGGAAAGGGGAUCUUUCGGGAGCCAAAGGCUUCGCGGAAGAUGCCGUGAAGUUGUUGAUACCAAUUGAGGUGGGUGCGAGUCGCAGUGGCGACGGUCCUCAACUCAGCACCACAUCCUUCGAAGCCUUGAUGCUUCUGUCCCAGAUAUACGAGAACCUUUGCCGGCGACUUCUGGAGCUCCAUGACAAGGAGCAGGCAGAUAUCGAUCCGCCCAUGCUGCAGAACCUCAUCCUGAAGGCCGUGAAAUGCUUCGAGACGGUGCUGAAAAACUUGCCUCUGGCACAGCAGACGCCUCGCCGUCCGGGUGUGCUCUCCCGUGCGGCCGAGAUUGUGGAGUCCAUUCUGGGGUUGAAAGUUAUGGGCAUGGGUGAUGGCGAGUACACAGUGCUCGUCGAUGCUGUUGAAGAGCUCCUGCUCCAUGCUUCUGCGUCCACGGAAACCGCUCCCGCUUUGCAGCGCGCGAUCGCACAGACGCGGGGUGUGCGCCAGCUACAGCCUCGUGCCGAGACGAGAGCAGUAGCCGAGGCGGCGCUGCGACCGGUUUCCAGCGACAGCUCGCGAGAGCGUCCCGCGAGGCUUGCGGCGCUCUUCGAAUCCAUCGGGCGUGAGGCCUUGAUGAGUGAUGUCCCGCCCUCCAUCUGGUUCGAUCAGACUGUCCGCCUUGUGGCCGAAGGCUUCUCAGGGGCACCUGAGCCAGGCAAUGUGACAUACCAGGCGACUGUUCAACUUCUGGAGCUUUGCCGUUACUUCGGUGAUGCCGCACGAAUCAUCAUGUGUGCGGAGAUGAGCAAAUAUGACUACAUCCUCACACUGCGAGACUCUGCGGCGGCGGCCGAAAAGGCAGAAGUCAAGCAGUUCGGAGAGACCAAUGAGCUUUUGAAAGACUUGCGGAUCGUCUUCGAUUGGCUGGCAGAGGAGCGGGAUAGCGAGCGGGUGUCUAGCCGGAAGUUCAAGCAGCGCUUGCCGGAUGUGUACAAAAAGUUCCCACUUUUGGCGAGCUGCUUUUCCCGGAUGGACGUGAACGGAGACUGUUGGCUGGACUGGUCUGAGUUCGUGACCUUCUGCUUGGAGGACGAGCGGAUGACGCACCUCAUGAAGCGGCAGACUCGCAUGAACGUCUUUGGUGUUGACUUCUCGGGAGCUUUGACGGUGAAGGACAACCAAGACCCCGUUCACGGAUGCGAGUGCUCCUUUUCCCCACCGCUGCUGCCCUGGGAGACCAUGCAUGUGGUGGAAUGGCGUAUAACAGGCCUGCAAUACAGCGGCUUCAGCAGGGGCGUUCCUGUGAUGCAUCACGGCCGACACAUCGAUGCCGGCACCUUCAUCACCUCGCCGCCAUUUCGAGCAGCUGGCGUCACCGGCUUCCUGAGAUUUUGGCCUGCUGGCUACUGGACCGCCUGCCAAAAGCGGAAGAAGAAGGCCGUCAUCAACUUCCUCAUUGACAAGGAGAGGCCGGGAGACCCUUGUCCCUUCGGCAGCAUCUUCCACGGUUCAGGGUUUCAUCCUUUGAGCGGGAUUGCUGCCUCUCCAGUGCACCUGACUCAGCCCGCCUUGCCCUAA